This is a messenger RNA of Castor canadensis (American beaver), 1817 nucleotides long. It is a transcript of the gene Tbce, whose product is annotated as tubulin folding cofactor E. Gene Ontology annotation, molecular function: protein binding. Lineage: Eukaryota; Metazoa; Chordata; Mammalia; Rodentia; Castoridae. The record is from RefSeq and is a predicted model, not a curated record. Gene Ontology annotation, biological process: cytoskeleton organization.
CGGAAGCUGCCUUCUGGACGGCGCCUGAGAGGCCGCCGCGCGGACCCUCGGGCCUCCGCUGGCAGAUCUUAUAUUUUGGAUUCUGGCUGUUUUAAAAUGAGUGACACUUUGACAUUAGAUGUCAUUGGUCGAAGAGUUGAAGUUCACGGAGAACAUGCAACCGUGCGUUUUUCUGGCAUUCUUCCUCCUGUGGCAGGACUCUGGUUAGGAGUAGAGUGGGACAAUCCCAAGAGAGGCAAGCAUGAUGGCAGCCACGAAGGGACUGUGUAUUUUAAAUGCAGGCACCCAACAGGAGGAUCCUUCAUUCGUCCAAACAAGGUAAAUUUUGGAGUGGACUUUGUUACUGCUGUUAAGAACCGUUAUGUGCUAGAAGAAGGACCUGAGGAUGACGGAAGAGAACACAUCAUCAUAAUUGGAAGUAAACCAGUGGAAACUGUUGGUUUUGACUCUGUUUUAAAGCAGCAGAGUCAGCUGAGCAAGUUGCAAGAAAUUUCUCUGAGGAACUGUGCAGUAAGUUGUGCUGGCGAAAAAGGAAGAAUUGCUGAAGUAUGUCCUAAUAUUAGAGAAUUAGAUUUGUCACAAAACCUGCUGUCGUCCUGGGAUGAAGUGAUACACAUAUCCAGUCAGCUGAAAUUUCUGGAGGUUCUUAAUCUCAGUGAAAAUAAACCAGAGUUCCCCUUGGAUUCACUGUCUCCAGCUGAAACAUUUUCUAGACUGAAGGUUUUAGUUCUGAAUCAAACAGGAAUAACAUGGGCUGAGGUGCUCCAGUAUGCCCCUGGGUGGCCAGUCCUUGAGGAACUGUACCUGGCCUCCAAUGGUAUAUCCAUCUCAGAAAGGCCAACUGACGUUCUACAGACAGUCAAGUUACUAGACCUUUCCUCGAACCCAGCGGUUGAUGAGACCCAGCUGCUCCUGAUAGCACAUCUGCCCAGAUUAGAACAACUAAUCCUUUCUGACAAUGGAAUUUCUUCUGUACAUUUUCCAGAUGCUGGAAUUGGUUGCAAAACAUCAUUGUUCCCAUCCUUGCAGUACCUUGUAGUAAAUGACAAUCGGAUAUCACAGUGGUCAUUCAUCAACGAGCUGGAUAAGUUGCAGAGCCUGCACACUUUGUCCUGCAUAAGAAACCCCCUGACUGAAGGGAGCAGAGAGGCACAGACCACUCGCCAGUUCAUCAUUGCCAAGAUCGGUCAGCUGAAGACUCUGAACAAAUGCAAGAUUCUUCCAGAGGAAAGGCGUGGAGCUGAGCUUGAUUACCGGAAGGCUUUUGGAAAUGAGUGGAAAAAGGCUGGUGGACAUCAGGAUCCAGACAAAAACAGGCCCAGCGAAGAAUUUCUUGCCGCCCACCCAAGAUUCCAGCUCCUCUGCGACAAAUAUGGUGCACCUGAAGACGAGGAAUUCAAAGUACAACAACCAUUCAUGCUCAAAAAUCGGCUACUAACACUGAAGAUAAAAUGUCCAAGUCAACUUGAACAGAAAGUUCUGGAGAAACAGCUGCCAGACUCCAUGACGGUCCAAAAAGUGAAGGGAUUGCUUUCACGUCUUCUCAAAGUUCCCGUGUCAGAACUUCUGUUGUCCUAUGAAAGUCCCAAAAUGGCAGGCAGAGAAUUUGAACUAGAGGAUGACCUAAAGUCAUUACAGUUUUACUCUGUGGAAAAUGGAGACUGUCUAUUAGUACGGUGGUAACAACCAACUGAUAGUUUAUCAUGGGGAGGGCUCAACAAAAAUGAUUUGUUCAAAUACAAAAUAAAACAAAUUUUGUUGGGAAGAGGCCAUAUACAAUAGUAAUAAUAAUAAUAAAAGCUUUCACUACUGAUUUU